AUGUCAGAUCCCAACUUUUGUCCUUCACAUAACAACUUUGAAGAACAACACGAAGAAGACCUAAGCGACAUUCCAUUAUCUGAUUUGAUGGAACUGAAAACACAAUGUCUCGAAGCAAAAGCCGCCUCUGAAAACAAGAGUAACAAACCACUUGUGCUAGUGAUCGGUCCAACAGGAGCAGGUAAAUCGGUGAUUACCAAUUUUCUCGCUGGUAAAAAGAUGAGAUAUGAACAAAUUGAUCAACAAAUGGUGGUUUGUGUGGAUGGAGAGGCAGUGACUCCAAUCGGCCAUUCACUUCAAUCAGAGACUCAAUUUUCGACCUUUGUUGACGUGGAUGCCAAUGUGGAAUAUGUGUUAGUGGAUUGUGCUGGAUUUUUUGACAAUAGAGGUGACAUGGAACAGUUGAUGGCUACUCUGAGUUUGAGAUUGAGCAUUCUGAAUUCCCCUGUGAAAGGUGUCAUUGUGGUCAUGGAUGCAGCUUAUUUUACCUCGAGAGACACCAAGUUACUAGAGACUUCUCAAAUUAUUGGAAAAUUGCUUCCAAACAUUGAAAAACUUCAGUCAUCCAUUGUAUACCUGAUCAAUGACAAGACCAACAAUUAUGCAAUCAACAAGACCGUUAUUUCAGAUCAAAUUGGAAAACAUCUCGAGAAUGCCAUGUCCAGAUGGAACAAGUUAUUUAACAGUACUUUCAACAAACUUUCACAAUGGCGUAAGGGAGGAGACAAUGCUUCAAAAUCAAGCGCUGAUGAUGAGAAAGAUCGCUUGACCUUUCUUCAAUCUAUGCAUGAUCAAAUCCAUAAUUUAUUUGUCGUUCGAUUUGACGAAACAUGUCUCCAAGAAAUAACAGAAGCCAUUAACAGAAUGCCAGGAAUUGACAAAUCUUUCUUCUCGUUGGAUGACUAUGAUGACAAGUGGAAUCAGCUCAAGGAAUUAUUUCUGCAAAUUACGGCCAAUGCUUGUCUUGUUUAUGAGAAUGUCAGUGCCACGCAUGCUUUGACUGAAAAAUAUCAAGACGAUGCCAAGCACUAUCAAGAUCGAAUCAAGAUAUAUGAAAAACGAUUGAAUGAAAUUGGAAACAGUGGAACGUUAGAGAGAGACGAUUCCCAAGCUGUAGAUCGAGUAUUAAACCAAAUUAUCGAAGAGAUCAAACAAAAUACAAACCGGUUGACAAGCUUUGGCACUGAAUUGAAUCAACAAAAAGAAACAUUGAACCGGUUGGAGAAGCAGAUGAAGGAUUUGGAGAGCCCAGAACUAGUACAGGUUUUCUCCAAAACCAUCAGUGAAGAAAGAAUGAAAUUUUGGGGAUGGUUGAGUUAUACAGAUGUAAAUAUCACAUUUAAACUAAGUAAUUGCCCUCUUGUGGUUGCAAAAGAAGACUUUGAUUCAAACACAAGUCGUUUGGAUGAGAGAAAUGGUCACUGUGUUUCAUCUGGUUGCUAUGACAAGAGAUAUGUCUCAAAAUUUGGCAAUGAUGGUCUUUGUGAAAUUGUGUUAAAGGCUCAGAAAAAUCAAAUUCCAGACAAUAAGGCCUUGUACGAGACCACCAAGCAACAACGUACUCAUGUAUUGAAGGAGGUUGAGCGACUUGAAGGAAAUAUCCGUGAGUUAACAAGUGACAAUGAACGUUUGAAACAAGAGGAAAAUGGAAUUAGUUUAGGAAAGCAAGGAAUCGCUCAAAAGAAAAAGCAAAUGGCGGAUGAGAAGAGAAAUUUGCAAUCUGUAAUUAAUCAAUUCAAAAACAGUAGUAAUGAUUUGAAAGAGAAAAUUACCAAGUUAACCAAACAAAUGGAAAGUUAUGAAGAAAAAAUUACAUGUCGUCAAGCCAUUUAUUCUGCCUUGUUUGACAUUUUGGAGCUUUUGGGUCUCCAAAAUAAGUUCACAGAAGAAUUUAAAAAACAUUACAAGAAUUACUCAGAGAAACAAUGGGCAUUGGGAAAUGACGACUCUUCAGAGAAUCGAGAUUCAGAGAUUUUGGAACAUUUGUAUUGUCCAAUUUCAUUUGAACUCAUGAUUGAUCCAGUGGUACUUCCUUGUUGUAAAAAGACGAUUGAUAGAGAUUCUAUUUUCAGAGCCGUAGACACCUCAAGAAAGCAGCAAUGUCCUCUGUGUCGACAAGAGUUGACAUUUGACAGUCUUCAAUCUAAUUCAACUGUCAGAGACAUGGUCGAACACCAUCAAACCACUCAUUUCAUCCACAAAAUUUCUCAAACCUUCUUAAACUCACAACCAUUAGAAGCGCUACAAAUCAAAGCAGAAGAAACUGAAAAUCAAAUUCAACAACUGGAAGCACAACUUACCACGAAACGUGAAGUUUUAGAGAAGAUACGCUUCGCUCUAGCAAGCAGAACAAAUAACCAUUGA
Molecule: messenger RNA, 2364 nt
Organism: Naegleria lovaniensis
Lineage: Eukaryota; Heterolobosea; Eutetramitea; Acrasida; Naegleriidae
Exons: 2
Coding region: 1-2364 (787 amino acids)
Biological process (GO): protein ubiquitination
Molecular function (GO): ubiquitin-protein transferase activity
Source: RefSeq, a predicted model, not a curated record